GAACCUACUGGGGUGGGGGGAAUCGGGCGGGUUUUAGGACCCGUGAGAACCUUCUUGAGCAGGAGGUGGGAAUUCUUCUAUAAGCCAGCAAGAGUCCGAGCCUUAACAUCAGAGCUCCCGCGGAGCCGGAGAGCCAGCGAGCGAGCGAGCGAGCUCCGCGCUGGGAGACGCACCCAGGACCCAGCAGAGUCAUGGUUUCUCUCCCGCCUCUGGCCAGCCCUCUCCAGCUGUUGUUACGGCUCGCCACGCUGGUUGCUGUGUCCUGCUCUGGAUUAUUUGAGGAAAACCCUUCUUUACUGAGUGCCCCUCCCAGACUGUCUCCAGGUAAAAAUGUGAUGAUGUCAUCUGAUCAGUCUUCCAGUCCAGAAACCUCUUGUAACUAUGGGUCCAUUUGCUCCUGGGUAACAUCUACGGACACCUCCGGAAAACCAGACUGGGUGCUAUCUUCAAUGAGUGCCUUGGUGUCGCAGCAGCAGCAUCAAGUUCUGGAAAACCAUUCAUCCAGAGGAGAUAAAGAAGGGAACAUUCUCCUCCUGAACACCAGCAGGUUCUUGGAUAGAUGUGAGUUCAGUCUGCAUAGCCCCAUCCUGCCAUGGAGUGUGGAGUCCUGCUUGCUGGAGCUGGCCAUAUAUUCACAGGACACUGCUCCUCCUCUCCAGGGAUUCACAGUUGAAAUCCGACAUGUGGAGACAAACGGGAACAUAAUCAUCCCUCUGAGAGAUGGGCAAGAGGAGAUCACCUGGGUGAAGUGGAAAGUACUCAUGGCUCAGAUCGGCGAAGUGGAGAGGCCUUUUGAGAUCUCCCUGCUGUAUUCAACCUGUGGAGCACAAGGGGCUGGGCUAUUGGCAUUGGGAUCCUUGCAGUUCAGGGACUGCUUCCAUGAAAAAGAAAGCAAGGAUCUUUCCACAUAUGACCAGGGCUCCACUUUCCCCUGCCCACAUGGCGGCUGUGUCAGCCACUUGCAGGUCUGUGAUUUUCACAGUGAUUGCCCUGCCAAAGAGGAUGAAGAGGCCAUAUGUGCAGACAGUCUCCCGGCAGGGGCACACUGUUCUUUUGAGCAGGGUUCCUGUGGCUGGAUAUUGAAUGACACUGUGUCUCCCUCCUGGUCCAUCAGGGGCUUUGAAGAAAUGACACAAGAAGCUCCAUUCAUGGGAUCUGCCUUGCUAGCCACCAGAGGGCACUUCCUGUACCUGCGAGCAGACAGCAAUCAGACAGGUGAUGUUGCGAGGGCUUACAGUGCCAGCCUGCCAGCCAGUCUUGCCAGUGGAGACUACCAGAUCCAAUUCUCAGUGCAUAUUUUUGGCAGUUACAAUGGCACCAUCUCAUUCUCUGUCCAGGAAGAGACAGGUGGAGUCAGUAUCUCCCUUCUGGUGUGGGAAAGAACAGGGAGCUGGAGUGACCGCUGGUUUCUCAUCACACUGCAAAUGCCAGUGCUCCAGAACAGGUUUCACUUGCAGCUUCUAGCAACCUGGGGUUGGAAUUCCCAAGCUGACAUUGCGAUGGACAAUAUUACUUUUGGAGUGAGCUGCUUCCCUGAUGGAAGAAGACAAAGCCAUUCUGCUGGAAAGCACCAAUACCCACGGGAAAUCAGUAUCAUGGAUGAGACUCUGUUGAACCCACUGGAAGAGCCCUCCCUUUCAGGAAAUGUGCCUAAUGUUCUUUGGUGGUUCACAACCUGUGGUGCCAGUGGUCGCCGAGGACCAACUCAAGCACAGUGCGACAGCGCCUAUUACAACACCAACGUCUCAGUGACUGUAGAGAAAGAGGGACCACUCCGAGGGGUGCAAGUGUGGAGAGUGCCAGCAACAAACCAAUACUUAAUAUCUGCGUAUGGAGCAGCCGGAGGGAAAGGAGCCAAGAACCACAAGAAGAGAUCGCAUGGGGUCUUCAUCUCGGCCAUCUUCCAGCUGGAGAAAGAUGAGCUCCUCUACAUCUUGGUGGGGCAGCAGGGGGAGGAUGCCUGCCCAGGGGGGAAUGUUCAGACCCAGAAGAUCUGCCUGGGAGAGUCGUCUCUCAUUGAAGAAGAUUACAAACUCAAAAAGGAUCUGAAGGACUGGGCUGGAGGAGGGGGUGGGGGUGGAGGAGCCACCUUCAUCUUUAGACUGAAGGAUGGGGUUUUCGAACCAUUGCUCAUCGCUGCAGGAGGAGGGGGGAAGGCAUACCUGAGGGAUCAGGACAGCUCCCUGGAUGAUGCACUCCUUGAGCAGUUUGAGAACAACACAGCAGUCCCUGGAGUCAAUGGGAGAACUGGGGCAGCAGGUGGAGGUGGUGGCUGGAAAGACACCACCCUGUUUCCUCAGACUGGGAAGUCCCUCCUGGAAGGUGGAGAGGGAGGCCAGGCCUGUCCCCAGUCAUUAGCCAAACUCCAGUGGGCCACCUCAGGUGGUUUUGGUGGAGGAGGAGGAGCUUGUACAUCUGGCGGGGGAGGUGGAGGCUACAAAGGUGGGCAUGUAUCAGAUGUUGAUGAUAUCACAGCUGAUGGGCAGGAUGGUGUUUCCUUUGUGAAUCCAGCUGGGGAGAUGUUCCUACAUCCCCUGGCAGCCAUGGAGAGUCACGGGGAGGCGGAGAUUCAGGUCUACCUGAACUGCAGCCACUGCCACUCGGGCAACUGCAAGCGGCAUCUUGACACCACUCUGCCGAUCUGCAUUUGUGAGAUGGGAGCCGUGCUGGCCAGUGAUAACGUCACCUGCAUAGUUCCUCACAGCCCCAUCCCAGAGGGACACCUUCCUCUUCCGCUCCUCCUAGCUGUGGUUACUGUGAUUGUAGUGCUUGGAAUGGCUCUGGCUUGUGGCAGCCUAUCCAUUGUUUAUCACCGUAAAAAGCAGCAGCUGGAAGGAGCCAGAGCACGACUGCAGAGCCCAGAAUAUAAACUGAGCAAAAUCCGCACCUCCACUAUCAUGACAGAUUACAACCCUAACUACUGCUUUGCAGGGAAGGCUGCCACACUGAGCGAGCUGAAGGAGAUCCCCCGGAAAAACAUCUCCCUGCUUCGGGCCCUAGGGCAUGGUGCAUUUGGUGAGGUUUAUGAGGGGACUGUGGUAGGAAUUGCAGGGGAUCCGAACCCUCUUCAAGUGGCUAUCAAGACAUUGCCAGAAAUCUGUUCUGAGCAGGACGAGAUGGAUUUUCUGAUGGAAGCGCUGAUAAUCAGGUACAUUUCUAACCAGAAAAUUAACUCACUGACUCAGGAGAUUAAUAACAGGAUGAAUCAGCCAUCCACUCUGGUAAUGCAGGACCUGUUGAACAUAGCCAGGGACAUUGCUUGUGGCUGCAAAUAUCUGGAGGAGAACCACUUCAUCCACAGGGACAUAGCUGCAAGGAACUGCCUGCUGACCUGCAUUGGGACAGGACGAGUAGCCAAAAUUGGUGAUUUUGGAAUGGCCCGAGAUAUAUACAGAGCCAGCUACUAUCGCAAAGGAGGGAGAGCCAUGCUGCCUGUCAAGUGGAUGCCACCAGAGGCUUUCUUAGAGGGGAUCUUCACCUCCAAGACUGAUACCUGGUCCUUUGGUGUGCUGCUGUGGGAGAUCUUCUCAUUAGGCUACAUGCCCUAUCCUUGCAAAACCAACCAGGAGGUGCUGGAAUUUGUCACUAGUGGAGGAAGAAUGGAUCCACCAAAGAACUGCCCAGGGCCUGUUUACCGGAUCAUGACGCAAUGUUGGCAGCACAGUCCAGAGUACCGGCCCAAUUUCUCCACCAUUCUGGAAAGAAUCAAGUACUGCACACAGGACCCUGAUGUGAUCAACACAGAGCUGCCCAUUGAGUGUGGACCAGCAUCAGAGGAUGAGGGGAGCUCUGUGAUGUGCCCAAAUAGUUCCAGUGGGAUGGUCCCUUUCCUGGUGAAUCCAUCACUCACACCUCAGCUGGCUCCCAAAGCAUUAGAAACCCAUAAUGCAGGGCAUAAAGCUGGACAAUGUCCACAGGAGCUGCUGGUGGAGAACCUUGGCAAUUGGACUGGCAGAGGUCCCAGCCUACCAUGCCUCACUGAUUCCAGCAGUGGGUCAUGGUUCCAACAGACCUCGAACCAGAGGCUGGAAUCAAGCAGUCAGCCGGCACACAGACCACACAAAACCAAAAACCUUUGGAACCCAACCUAUGGAUCCUGGGUGAUGGAAAAUAUCUGUCGCUCCUGUCCCAAUGCCAAGCUCAAAUCAACCACAGAGCGAGAAGAUUCAGGUUUUGAUGGGAACUGCAGCUCCUCCCCUAGUUCUCGGGCAUCACCAGCCUCUCCGAGCAGAAGCCACUGUCCUCAAAGGAAUAUCGGUGGGAUAGAACUGGUGAAGCUACAGACUUUCCCCUGCGGCAAUGUGAAUUAUGCAUAUGAUGAUCUCUACUAUGUCACUGAUCGGCCUUCGGCUUUGGCAGUGGGUAGAGCAGGGGUGCUGAGGAGCACCAGUCUGCACAGGGAUGGGAAGCCUUUUUGUAAGCCAGAGAAAACAUCAAGAGAGAGGGACUCUGGCCUCUCCUUGUCAGACGACCUGAGUGUUACACCAGUAUAACAGGAAAUGUUCCUCCAAAGGUCAGGACCUCACACUGGGAGUGUAUGUAUCUGAAAGGGCAAACUGGAACUUCUUAUUUGGUCUCUUAUUUCCUCCAUUCAACUUUCAGAUCCUUUCAGAUGGGUAAUGUUUUAACAUCAGAAGUGUUCUGCUGCAUCCUCCGACACACUGGAUUCUCAAUCUAAUGAGGAAAAUUGCAUUUGCUACUUCAUUCCAUCAAGAGUGUUCCCUCCUAUUGAGCCAGUGCCACUGAUUUCAGGAUAUAACUAACAAUGGCAUUGCUGCACUGACUCAGAGUCCAGUGGUUCAUGAAAGGAAUCACUCUCAAUCUGCUCAGGUGAAAGAAAAAACAAAACAAACCUACCAUCCAAUUGUUACAGUUGGCUGGAAAUGACAAACAACAUAACCACUCUUUUGAUCUAACAUACCAAAAAUCAUGUGCUGUGGCAGCAGCAGCAAACUUAUAAAGGCCAUUGUGUUCCCCAGAGCUUUUCACAUUCCAAUCAUGCUGGUGCCCUGACAGGGAAGUAACCAAAUACAGCCACGUUUGCACUUGCUUUAUCAGCAGAAAUACCAGAGGAACAUUAAAUUGAAAUCAAUGCUGUAACUGAGAAAAAACAGAAGAAGUGGGAGGGGAAAAUAUUAUUUCAGGCUCCUCAGAGCAUGUUUUUAAAAACAUGAAGAGAAAACAAAUUAUGUAUUUUAAAAAAUAAGUAAUGGAGUUGAUUGCAUCCCUUUGACUGGUGAAGAAAACUUGCUUCUUACCUCAGGGGCUAACUUACCUCACAGUUCCUGGCCCUGGAGGUUUGGGAAAAAGUUCUAAUCAAUGCCCAACUACACUACGUUGUGAGAACUGGACUUUUCCUUUCUUUAAAUGGACUGUACCUGGGAUGAACUUUAUUUUUAAAAGGACUCUAGUAUUCAGCAGUAAUAGCCCCUAUUACAGUGGCACCACUGCUAUAAACUGAAGAUUUAGGCUCAUUACUGUAGAAUGCUGGGCUCUUGAUGUUGUUUAUUUUACAUACAUAAUAUAGAAACUCCUCUGAGGUGGACUUAACUGAGGCGAGGAGUGCAUCUUGAAGGGAAACCACCAAGAAGUGUUUUAUUUGAACAUAAAUCUUAAAAUGCCUCUUCAUAAAGCAGGAUUGGAUACUUCAGCCACCUUGGAAGUCCAAACAACAGCUUGGUUUUAUGUACCUGUCGCUCCUUGUGGGAAGUCCUUACAGCAGAAUAUAGUUUCUUCUUGACCUCUUAAUAGUGCAGCGCUGUCGGUUAAGGAGGCAGGUCCUUGUUCUGGAAGAAAGGCUUCCUACUGUAGUUUGCAGGUAAUCUGAUAUUUACUGGUUAGAGCCUACCAAACAGAGACUGAAAAGGUAAAGCCAGCGUUGGUUAUAUGCCCCAAAACCUCUCAGAAGUGCUUUGCCCUGGUGCCAUUUCUGAAUUCCCAGCUGCCAACGUUCAGGUAACAGGGGAGGGUUAGCUGUAUGAAGGGAGGAUGGAAAGGGUGCCCCAAAACUUUAUUGAUCUGUAGAGUCUAUCCGAAGUGUAGCUGCUUCAAUCAUUAUCUUUAUGUUUAGUGUGAAAGGAGAGCCCCAAGGAUACAUACAUGUUUCAUAAAGAAGCUGUUCCCUUCAGACAGGAAACCAAAGUGUGAAUACACCGAGAUCUCUGCCUUACACCUCACCUAUGUUUCCUGAGUGAAGAGUGGCUGCUGCAUUCAUAGUGGUCAGGAUCACUUCACACCCCGCAUAGGCAUACAGUCUGUGUACGCAAUUUAGCAUAACAAGCAGUCUCCUCGAAGGAGAUGGUUAACUGUAAGCACAGAUUCCAUUUCCUCUGCAACAACAACUCAUGUGUGGUGCGGAGAGGCACACAGCUGAAGUGGUUGCAUUCCAUUUCACACCAACAAGAAGUGCCGAGUGUCUCCAACUCAGGCUUAAGGGCAGUCAGUGACUUACAGUUUGGCUCAUAGCUUCCUCUACUUUUCAGGACCACUGGCUAUAGAAUGGAUAGUUUCAAACACCAUCAGUUCUCAGCCCCUUUGGUGGUGAUAGGUCCACUUCUGCCAAUGGAGCUUGCAUUGAGAAAACCAGAAUCGAUGUAAUGGAAUUAUAGAUCUUGAUGGCCAAAAAUACCACCUCAUUAUGAUCCUUGGUGUGAGGUAAAUGGAUGUAAGGAUACAAGUAGCUCCCAGAUGUGAGGGAUUGUUCCAGGAGAAACGGGGCGGAAAGGAAAUACGAUUUAAUAACUAUUAUUGCUUUUAAGAGGAACUUUUUCCUCCCUUGCCCCCUUCUGCUGUGGUCUUCCUCUCAGAGCCCCACGCACCCUGUCAUUGAUCCACCUUCCACUCCCAGCUCCGAGGCCCUGCUUCCUGGCUUCCACCCUUCCAAAUGGGGAGCAAUGGACAGGGUCUGUCCUGGGAUCUCCUCAGUGCAGAUCCUUAACUGACUAGCAGAGACACUGGUGAGCAAUUCUUCCUCCUCCCAGAGGCUAAGCAUGUUUUCUGCCUUGCUUCCAGCUCUACGUGGCUAGCUCUGGUGUAUGCCAACAAGGAGCAACUACCCCUCUGUCACAACUGGCCUGAACCUAUAAGCCUUGAUUCCCCCCCGUCCCCGUCCCACCUCUGCUCAGUAGCAUGCCUCUGCCCUGCAUUCAACUCUCUCCUAGCUCAGGAGACACUCUUACUCCCAUGGCUCACUCAUGACUGCCUGUUUCCCCAGAGAUACACUAUCAAAAGUUCUUAAACUGUUGGCACCAUAGUAGUGACUCACUCUCUGCUGCUGCUGCUGCAUGUUUCUCACAAUUGGGAGGGGUCAAGACCUAUUGCAGUGGAGUUUAAGCUUUAAGUUAGCUGCAGCGGAGGCUGUGCAGGGAAGGCAUUUGCCCACGCUGGUGUGAUUCAGAUACAUGGAGAUCUUUACUUGCUGGUUCUGAUCACACUUUCAUGGGCCAGCUAUGCCUACCCACUUUCAGAUGUCACCGCCCUUCGUUAUUCUGGUGAGAUUGGUGGUACAUAUCAAAGGAGAAGGUGAUGUAUAGAAAACAGAGCCAGGGGGGUGAGUGAGUGGGGUGGGAAGUAACAUACUGUCUUCCCUUGCUGGACCUUUUCCAGUACCAAACUGCCUAUGCACCAGACUGCAAAACUGACUAUGAACUAGACAGUUCUGCUUCAUUCUGCAUUGGAGAUGACUACAGGAAACACAUGCACAUUCUACCUCCACCCCACAAUCCUCCAAAAUUAAUGCCUUUUAAUGAUGUGACAGCGAGGCUCAGAAAUGAGCGAAGAAUGCUGUGGAGUGCCUGCAUGCACUGUGGCUAGUUCACGCCAGUGCCAUUCCCCUCCCCGCCGUUCAGAUGCACUGCAUUGAUUCCCAAAUUUAGAAAGCGAGACAGCGAUUAACAACAGGUUAGGAAGUGAGGUGGGCUAAGGCUAAGAAUGGGACACUAUCACCAUCAGUGUUUCUCAGGCCCCCCUCACCACAGCAUCUAGGUACCAUCGUCUAAAUGUAACAUCAAGUCCCAGGAAUAGAACCAACCUCUCCCCCCUCACCCUUGGAUAAAAGCUGCUUACUUACACAUAGUUGAUUCUAGCUGGAGCCUUCCAGGAGCAGGAUAGAACAUAGAACUGCACAGAUGGAACAUUUACCCACAAUAAAGAGGGUUGGGGGGGGCAGUUCAAAAGCAUCCAGGUUAAGAGCACCAGUCCUAUUGAAUUUCACUUAGCUGCCUUGGAAAAUCCCACCCACAAAUAUUAUGUACACUAGAGGAGAGCUGUUAAUAAUUCCCUUCUCAUGAUGUAUAUCCAAUCCAAAAUCUUAUUACUCUAGGCACAAUUAACCAUACCAAUGGCACAUGCUACAGUCUUGAGGGCCUAACAUGCUGGGAGGAGCUUGAGCCUGAUAACUCAUACACUUAGAAUGUCCAAAUUAGAGGAUUACAGAUAACAGAUUUAAUUGCCUUUAUUUAUUUUUAAGACACUUUCAGUCAAUAGCAAAUGAACGAACCAACGUCAGCAUUGGACUAGGUUAGCAUGGUAGCUAAAGCCCCAAAGGAUUUGGUUCUGGCAGAGGAAGUGCUUUAAAAAUGGGACCCUUCCACACAGUCUUCAAACACUAGUGCGUCAUGGGAAUGUUGUAUAAAAACCCUGCUCAGCUUGAUGGGUCUUUUAAUCUUUGCAUUUAGCUUUGCGCUUUAAUAUCUUAGUGUAAAUGACCAAAGUAUUUUUUUUAAGUAGACAGGUGUAUAUAAAUACUUUUUUCUGGCAUAGUCUUAAGGGCCCUACUCAUUCCUCCUGGAAGUUAAUGGGCAACUUUCCAUUGCCUGGGAGUCAGAUGAUGUCUGAAGACAUCAGGGCAGUAAAGAUGUCCUUUGAGUCAUGUGGCAGGCACAAAGGAGACAUUACACUAGCAGUACAGUUGUGGUCUGGAGGAGGUAAUUUAUAGCUCCCGCCCACCCCCAGGCUAGUGAUUAAGAUGCUGUGAGCGUUUAAUAGUGUCUUGAAAUCAGGCCCUGCUUUUUUGCUCAUGAGGUUUUAAUCUUACACCUAUUUGCUUUGAUUGAUGAUUUAUGUUGCUUUUUACAACCCCCUUAUGUUACAGUUUCCUCUCUAAACUGUAACACAGAAACCAAAUGAAUCAGGAGUCUAACUGGUCUUUCUUUUUUGGAAUUAACUUUCUGCCUUUGUCUGCUUCCCUCUCAUGGCACCUUUUAUAUCCACUUUCCUUGAGUCCCUAUGCUCCUUCCCCAGCUAGUUUAUAUCUUCUUCGGACACUCACUUUUAAAUAAGCUUUAAACUAAAUAGGCACAGUUUAAAAUACCAUUGACUGAAAAUGCCCUCCCCAGCCCUGCUAUCAUAACUCUUUCCUAAGGUUGGUUUCAUUCUCGCUGGUCCUCCAUCUUGGGCCAGGUCUACACUAGGAGCGCUUUGCUGGUGUAGCUAUACUAUCCUAAGAGCGUACUCCUUGUAUGGAAGCAGCUUUUGCCAUUAUAGACACACACACACACACCCCAUACUGCCAAAAUGGCAGAUAUAUUAGUAUAACUGCUUCUACACUAAGCAUUUUUGCCAGCAAAGCUAUGUCAAUCACAGCCCUAACUGCCAUAGGUACACUAGCAAGGGUUUGCCAUGUGAACCUGGCCUUCCUCUGUCAUCCCAGCCUGUUUACCCUUCCUACCCUAAUUUAGGAAAAAAAAAAAAUCCCAUCCUUAUGAGGGACAAUACCAUUGGAUAUCUCUACACUGCAAUUAAAUGCCCACAGCUGGCCUGUGUCAGCUGACUUGGAGCUCAGUCUCUGGGACUGUAAAAUUGCAGUACAGAUGCUCAGGCUGGAGCCAGAGCUCUGGGACCUCACAAGGUGGGUGGGUCUCCAGCCCGAGGCCCAAACAUCAGCCUGCAGCCGACCUAGGCCAGACUGUUUAAUUGCAGUGUAGACAUACCGGUUGAGACCCUAGAGCCUUGUCCCACUUCUUUAUUUAACUGAAUUGCUUUUGAUUUGUUGUUACCACUGCUUAUGGCAACACUGCACUGACCUACCCUUUGGGUCACUGUAAAUAAGUAGAUACCAAUUCUGCUUCUAUGCAAUUUCAAGCCAGAUAAAUGUAUACUUCUAUAUUUGCAAUACAAAAAUAAAGAGAU
Messenger RNA from Mauremys reevesii (Reeves's turtle), 10128 nucleotides. It is a transcript of the gene LTK, whose product is annotated as leukocyte receptor tyrosine kinase. Gene Ontology annotation, biological process: protein phosphorylation; regulation of cell population proliferation; positive regulation of kinase activity. The coding region runs from base 192 to 4493 and encodes 1433 amino acids. Gene Ontology annotation, molecular function: transmembrane receptor protein tyrosine kinase activity; ATP binding; protein binding. The record is from RefSeq and is a predicted model, not a curated record. Lineage: Eukaryota; Metazoa; Chordata; Testudines; Geoemydidae. The transcript is spliced from 28 exons. Gene Ontology annotation, cellular component: signaling receptor complex; membrane.